UCCUAAAAAUGCGGCGUCUGCUAGAUCGCUAAGAGUGUUUUGUUAACAGAAAAAACGUAAUUUAAUCUAAUCUGCUGGAAGAUUUAAACUACUGUUUCCACGAAAUGGGCGUGUUAUGCUUACCCUUUGAUAUUUAUGCGAUAGCAACCUGUUCCGGUUAAAAUGAUAUCCAUUUUCUAAAUAUCGGUCAUGUAAUUGACGGUGCAUAACCUAACGGUGUGUGAUGUUUCUAACAUAAAGUAUGUACCUAAUUGUCGUCUAAAAAUUGAAAAUACAUUUGAUUAAAUGAUGAGAGAUGCGUACCAAGGGCCUGCUAUUGUUGCUUAUCUGCAUAGCAGGAAGCAGCAUUAUCUUCAUUGCUUUCAGCAAUCAACGACCUUCCAUUCAAACUCUAGUUACAGAGACACACAAGCAAUUACGAAACUUCCAAGAAAAUUUGAAAGACGUUGAAGAAAAGCGCUUGGUGACAGAUUCCAAGUAUCUUGCGAUGCUUGGGCUCGAUGGGCAAACGAGCACAACACCUUUUAGUCUUAAAUCUCAAAAUGUGACUGUUGUCUCUCUUAUCAGGCCUGGAAACGAACAACACAUUUACGGCUUUGUGAGAAAUAUCAGUCACUUUUUGCCAAAUAACAGUAUUGUCGUAUAUAGCGUCGGAUUGAACGACGAUUCUCUGCAAAGUAUUAGGACGGCUUGCAACUCUACAAAAUGUAAUGUGAUUCAUUUUGAUAUAAGCCUAUUUCCGGCCCAUGUUGAAGAUGAUAGGCUACAUGUUUAUAGACCUCUAGUAAUCCAGACAGCUUUAAACACAUUAGGAAAUAUACUGUAUAUGGAUUCUAAUAUGCGUUUGAAUUCUUCAGACAUUUCAAAGUAUCUUUCACCGAAAUCUGGGAUUUUAAGUUGGCCUACAAGGCAUGCGAUUAGCUCUUUAACGCACCCAAAGAUGUAUGAAUAUUUUCACGUUUCUGCAGAAAGUUUCUUCUUUCUUCCUUUAAUAAGAGCAUCGCACUUAGUAAUCAGAAAUGUUCAAGAAAUUAGAGAGAAAGUAAUGUUGCCAUGGGUUCAGUGUGCACUGACAAGAGAUUGUAUUUGUCCUAUCGGAGCUCAAUCAGCAGGUUGCCGAUUUAAUAAGAAACCACAGUAUCGGUAUUCCGGUUGUCACGCGUAUGACGCUUCUGCACUGAAUAUCGUACUCGGACUGCACUUUAAUUUCGAUGAUACGUAUUACGUGCAUCAAGGGCGAGAAACCUACUUUAAUAGAGUACAACCAGAGGAGAUUACGGAAGAGUAUGUUACGAUCACACGACAGAAUAACGCGACUGAAUCGAAUUUGCGGAAUAUCAUAUCAAUUGAACGUUAAUUUGCCUGAUAUCACGAUUCAUAUUAAAACAUGAAUCAAGCGAUAGAUCGAUUAAGCACAAGUUAAUAUAAGGAUGCAUAGAUAAGUUAAAGGAUAAAUAAAGAACUUUAGCGAACAAACAA
This is a messenger RNA of Bombus terrestris (buff-tailed bumblebee), 1479 nucleotides long. RefSeq lists its product as uncharacterized. The record is from RefSeq and is a predicted model, not a curated record. Lineage: Eukaryota; Metazoa; Arthropoda; Insecta; Hymenoptera; Apidae. Bases 296 to 1357 code for a protein of 353 amino acids. The transcript is spliced from 4 exons.